UGCUCAUGUUUCACCAAGCAAGGUGAUAUAAAUCGGAGCUUCGGUGCUGCCCCACAUCAGCAUGACAUUGACAGGCGGCACAAGCCCAACAUUAGCGCAUCGCAGAGUACCGGAUACGCGGGGAGAGAUCCCAGAGGCUCAGGCAUUAACACUAGUAUUAAGUGCGAGUUAGACAACGCGCCGCGGAAACGUACUGAUGUGCUCGUAUGUGUAGAGGUACGCAAGUGGGCGUGAUGAGCUGCCUUUGGGCGAUUGUUGAGGUGGGAAGCUAAAGGCUAACAGGAAGGGCCUUCCUCAGUUCCUGGCUGCUGUCCAGAGUCCAGACUCCAGGUCACCAACCACAAGUACAGGCCCUCACAACAUCGACAAAUGUUACUUGUUGAUAUCUUGUCCCUGUUCGGCUAUGAAGAAAACAUCCUCUCUUACUCUCACUUUGAUACAAUAUUGCUUGUGAUCCCAGCUGCACCGAUAAACUCCAUGCACAACAAACGAGAAAGUCGGCGAGUGGCCAACCUUACCCCGGCACAGAUCCAGAGGAAACGAGAAAUCGAUCGUUCCAACCAGAGACAGCACCGGGCCAAGAACAAGGCGUACACAGCGCGCCUAGAAGACAGGAUCUCUCAAUUAAAAUACGAAAAGGCGCUGUUGCGCGCCCGGUUGCGAAAAUACGAGGUUGUAUCGGACGAUGAGGGAGACGAGGAAGUGAUUAGGGACGAUGAUAUGCAGACCGUCCUCAGUACGUCAGAGCAGAGUCGAAGAGCCUCACGGUCCGCAUCCGAGUCACGUCCCUCUCACCCCGACACAGGUUCGCCCAGUCGACUGGGCCAUGCACAUUUGACACCUAGCUCCUGCAGCGUGUCAGCAGCAAACCUUCAAGCCCGCAGCCCCCGUAUCCUGCCACGCAACCUUGGCUGCGGGAACCUCGACUCCUUCGGUAUCUCCGUGAAAGAAGGGCCUCCAGUUCGGGACGGACAAACCGAUGCCUCCCUCCCGCGUCAACACAGACCAGUAUGGCAAAGGCUACCUGGGCAUAUCGAGCCAACAAACAAACUUGACGAGACCAUCAUCAAAAAGACCAGGGCCUGGCGUUCAUGUUUUCGGCAUAUCGCUGCCAAGGUCGACAAGCCAGACAAGGGACAUUUGCCAAGUAUAUAUUCGCUGCUCAAUGAGCAUGCGGACGACGUUGAUUCCAGAUCCCGGCGCGUCUCUGUGGCGGAGGCAGUUGAAACAUCUGCUACCUUGUUAGCUCCUCUCGUCAAGCGCAUAAUCAUCAUGUAUAAACUUGCCUAUUAUAUUAGAUGGCUGGCCUGUCAGACGCAACAGUCGUACAAUCAGAUGCCGGACUAUCUCAAGCCAACAGAGCUGCAAAGAACAAUACCUCACCCAGCGUGGAUCGACAUCAUCUCAUACCCUGAUGCGCGCGAUGCACUCAUUCAAAUGAGAGACUGGAGUGUCUUUGAGAAAUUCGAGGAGCUGGUAGGCGCGACGACCUUUGUCGAUUGGCCUUACUCUACUGUCGAUGCGGUGCAGGAGUCUGCUGGUGAAUUGCGUAUGAACCCGAAUUUCGAGGCUUACAUACGUGACUUGAAGAAUUGGAGUUGUGGCUGCGAGGUCGUUAAGAGGUUUCCAUUCAUGGCAGCUCAUGUAGCAGAAUGAUGAUAGAGACUUCCGAGACUGCGGCACUCCAUUUGAGCAGUGUCAGUUGAAGUUGAUGAUUGGUAAGGCAAUGUGUUGAUA
Emericellopsis atlantica is the source of this 1737-nucleotide messenger RNA. RefSeq lists its product as uncharacterized. The coding region runs from base 370 to 1656 and encodes 428 amino acids. NCBI's taxonomy places the organism in Eukaryota, Fungi, Ascomycota, Sordariomycetes, Hypocreales, Bionectriaceae. The record is from RefSeq and is a predicted model, not a curated record. The transcript has a single exon.